AUGAAGAAAUCGACAAAAAAACGUUCCAGGCGACAAGGUAUUAAGAGCACACAGCUGAAGCGAGAAAUCAAACGCAAUAAACCUGCAGGGAUUAAACCCAUUCUCUACACAAGGCGUUUGAAAUCGCGUAAACAAAGGAAGAUCAAAGAGGUUGAUCCCCAACUUUGGAGCAAUGCGUUAGACUCUGGGUUGGACGAUGAUCCCCUGAGCGACGAUGAACAGAGGCCUCCCUCGAGCUUCCUUGAAAUGAUAGGACGCAUAAAUGAAAAAAAGAGUGAUACAGGAAACAUGCUCAAGAAACCUGACGUGAUUCCUAAACAAGGCGAGAAUGAGACGCCUGAAAGCUACGCACGGCGCCUGGAUAGCUGUGUGCAGGACGAGUUGAUGAGGAUAGCUAUAGAAAAGGCUGACAAGGCUCCUCUCGUCGACCCUGAAACGUACAAGUCAGAAAAGGCCAGAAGAGCAUUAAAGCGUUUAGCGAUGAAGAAAGCAAGGAAGAAGGCGUUUAGAAUGGAGAAGCAUUUGACUGGUUUCGAACACCUUAAGGAUGAGGUGGCGUUCAAUGAGGUCGUACAAGGGCCGCCGGUGUUAACGACGAAACCGAAGAAGGUGGGAGGCGGUUCUAGGUCAUUCGUCGCGAUUAAGUUACACUAUGUUGUCACAGUGUUGUUUUGUCAGGGUGUCGUUGUGGGUGGUCUUUUGUCCAGAGUGCUAUUCGCUCUCCUACAGUGGUGUCCGGAUAACGUCUUCUCUCUUAAUGCAAUUUUUACGAUGGACCCAGAUGCAUUGAAAUUGCUAGAACCCAUUGGUGCUUGCGAACAGCUUAGCGGGUUAAUGGUGACCGAAGUGGGUGGCCGACCACGGGCAGUGUCGAAGACGGUGCCUAACAGAAGUGAUGAACUAAGCAGUGCCUUGGUUUUUCCUUAG
Hydatigera taeniaeformis is the source of this 927-nucleotide messenger RNA. NCBI's taxonomy places the organism in Eukaryota, Metazoa, Platyhelminthes, Cestoda, Cyclophyllidea, Taeniidae. The record is from the annotation of a GenBank genome assembly.